GGGAUGCUGGAGGGGAGCACGGGCCGGCCGUUUGUACUCCAUGCAACUGAAAAGAAUUUAAUCUGCCUUGUGCGACGCCAUCACUGUGUGUAAAAGCCAACAGACAAAAUGGCGAAAUUGCCGAAAUUUUCUGGCAACUCAUGUCCUGGCGUCUGCGAAAAUGAUCCAGAGGUGUCGGUGAAUGCGGGCGGCUGAGCCAGAGCGGCGUGCACGGCGCAGGAUGUGGUAAAUCUCGUGUGAUGCCGAUUCGCCGAGCAGCAGCGACUCCGACCCAGGAGAAGGCCCCCUCCGCUGCAGCAGAGAAAGAGCCUGAAGCCUCCUCCGAGGAGUCGCCCUCUGCUGACGAGGAGCAGGCUGCGUCUUCGGCCGCCACAGCGGAGGUCAAGGGGGCCGAGGCCACGGGUGAGACGGAGCCCACAGAGAAUGGAGAGAAGGCUGAAGGAGCCGCAGAGGAGAAGGGAGGAGAGGGGGCGGAUAAGAAAGAUGACAAAUGCAAGGACUGCGCGGCUGGACAGUGCGCAACACACUGCUAUGUUCUCCUACUAAGGUUGAAGGACGGCUACAAGUACGAGAAGUCCAAAUCCAAGAAGGUGAAACGGACGAUUCCUGCUUGGGCUAGCGUCACUGCCAGCAAAAAAGUUCCCGUUACCAACUUUGCAGGCACUCAGCACAGAGUGGAUAGUAUCAUCAUCGAAGCUAUUCAGGAUUGUAACGACAGAACUGGAGUUUCAUACAAGUCCGUCCUGAAAUAUAUUGUGAAAAAGUACCCGGGGAUGGAGAUUAGUAAGAAGAAGUUCCUCAUAAGGAAAGCAAUGAAGAAACAUUUGGAGAAGGGCAACAUCAGACAGCUGAAGGGUAAAGGCCUCUCAGGAACCUUUGCCAUUGGGAGGCAGUCCACGUCGUCUAAGAAAGCUGCCCCGAAGUCUGAGUCUCUGGGAGAUGCUCUUCCACUCAUCAUCACUCGGCUCUGUGAGCCCAAAGAGGCGUCCUACUACUUGAUCAAGAAAUACCUUGAGCAGCACUUCCCCAGCCUCAACAUCGAAAACAGGCCAGAAGUCCUGAAGUCAGCCCUGGCGAAGGCAGUGGAGAGAGGACAGCUGGGACAAAUCACCGGGAAAGGAGCCACAGGGACUUUUCAGCUGAAGCGAACUGGUAACCAGAUCCUGCUGAAGGGCGGCGACCUGGAGGACGCCAUCACAGCCGCCAUCACAGCCAUGAAUGAACCUAAAACCUGCAGCUUCACAACUCUACGCAGAUACCUAGUAGACGCCAACAAGGAUAGAAAGGAGUACCAGUUAGUGGCCAAUCUCAGGAGGACCCUGACGAAGUGUAAAGUACUCGGCUGGAUGGAGCAGAUCACCGGUCACGGCUUCACAGGCACCUACCAGCUCUCGUUCCCUUUCUACCCCAGCCCAACCACCCUGUACCCAGACAAGUUCAAAAAGCUUCAGAACAAAACCACUGGGCCUCCACCCAAGCGGAGGCGGGCGGCCGAUUCUUCUGACGAGGAAGAAGAAGAGGAGGAGGAGGAAGAGGAGGAGGAGGAGGAGGAGUCUGAAGAUGAUGCACCCUCACCUAGGAGGAAGAAGAGGCCUCCACCCAAAGUGCGUCGCCCUCCGCCAGCCAAGAAGUCUCGGAGCGCCAGUCAGUCAAAAGCUAGAGGGAGGGGACGCCCGUCAAAGAAGUCUCCAGCCAAGAAAGCAGUCUCUUCAGCUAUUAUGUCGGCGAGGAAAAAGACAGCUUCUAAGAAGAAAUCUGCGCAAACGCCAUCUAAAUCCACGCCUGUCAAGAGAGGAGCUCCUGCAAAAAAGCCCAAAACACCAGAGGUGAAAAAGAUGACCAAAAGAGGGGCCAAGCGACCGGUGUACAGAGAGUCAUCGGGGGAGGAGGAGGGUGGGGAGGAGGGGGAGGAGGAGUCUGAAGACGCAAAGGAGACGAUAAAGAGGGGGUCCAAGCGAUCGAAGUCUGCAGAGUUGUCCAAUGAGGACGAGCCUGCACCUAAAAAGCCAGCGACCAAAAGUAGGUCCAGGCAGGCAAAACCUGAAGGGUCAUCCGGGGAUGAAGCCGUAGUCAAAAAGGAGGCAAAGAGCAACAAGAAGUCCACUCGUAAGUCCAACAGAGGGAAAAACUGAGCCCGGAGAGCGGCUGCCACGGACUGGGCCGCUCUGAAUAUGCAGCAGUCUGCCGCUUUUUGUUUCAGUGCUCUCUCUCUUUAUAUCAUUGUUUUCUCCCUUUUUAACGGGGCAGUAGUUUAUUUUUAUUUUUUAUUUCUACUGUAGAAUAAGAACGUUAUCCUUACCGGUUAAGUUUACUGUACGUUGAGAGUUUCUGAACCUCCUUUUUAUUCACCACGUGUAGAAAAAGCUCAGUUAGUGUUGCCGUCUAAAAACAGAUGUGAGACCUGCUGCCAGAUCAGGAAAGCAUAGCAAGAUCCAACAAACUGUAACUAGAGCCAUGUAGUGACUUCCGUUUUUAUAUCUGUUCCUCAUCAGAUCUUUUAGGUGUUGGAAGCACACGUUCCUAAUAUCACAUGAAGCAAAGUAUCAGUGUUACGGGGGGUUGAAAACGAUGUCCCUUUUUAAGUUAAAUUAUGGGUUGAAAAGGUUAAACCGUUAUUAAUAAUAUUAAUGUUUUAUAAAAUGCAGAUUUUAAGGUUAUUACAAUGUUUUGGUCAUGCAGCACUGCACCAGAAUUUGAAUUUAUAUCCAUGUGUGUCCUCAUUGAAUAACGCCGAUUGAUAUUUGUUUAUUUAAAACGUUUAAAAAUGCCCUGAGAAUAAGAUUAGGUGACCUGCAGGUGACAGGUUGACAUAUUAACAGAGGAUAAAACACUAUGUCAGUAUCGAUUUUAAAAACAAGUUGCCUUGGGGGGGAAAAAAGUGUCUCUUUUUGAUAUAUGUGUGUGUGUGUGUGUGUAAAAGGAAAAAAAAAAACAGCAUAUACAUAAAUCGAUUUAAUUGCUUCACAACUGUAAUUCAGUACCAAACUGUAAGAAAUGUGUGUUGUGAAUAAGACAAAGGAGGAUACUAGCUCAUACAUACCCUGCAUGCAUGUAUUCCUUGUGUUGUUAAGCUGUUUUUUUCAAGUCAUUAAUAAAAUGGCUAUAUUUGUAAAA
This is a messenger RNA of Acanthopagrus latus (yellowfin seabream), 3114 nucleotides long. It is a transcript of the gene hp1bp3, whose product is annotated as heterochromatin protein 1, binding protein 3. Gene Ontology annotation, cellular component: chromosome; nucleus; nucleosome. The coding region runs from base 240 to 2132 and encodes 630 amino acids. Gene Ontology annotation, biological process: heterochromatin organization; nucleosome assembly. Gene Ontology annotation, molecular function: DNA binding; nucleosome binding. The transcript is spliced from 13 exons. NCBI's taxonomy places the organism in Eukaryota, Metazoa, Chordata, Actinopteri, Spariformes, Sparidae. The record is from RefSeq and is a predicted model, not a curated record.